Molecule: messenger RNA, 3228 nt
Organism: Cladocopium goreaui
Lineage: Eukaryota; Dinophyceae; Suessiales; Symbiodiniaceae
Source: the annotation of a GenBank genome assembly
GUAGUCGUGCAUAACUGACCCCUUCGGUCAUCAAUGGCCCUUCUACUUCAACGCCUCAAUGCGGCUUUUCGUGAUGAUCCUGGCAUCGAUGAGUAUGCAUUGGUGCCAGCCGCCUGCCCCGAGCUUUUUGGCACAGAGGGUACAGAGGACCUGGGUUGCAUUGCAGCGCAGCAGAAACUGGCAAUUUCGAUUGAGGGGGCUUUGGUUCUCUACCUCCACGCCUUUCAGGCAAUGAGACGGGCAACAGCCAAUGACGAAGCCGUUGAAGCGCUUGAAAGCUCCAGAGCCGUCCUACUUUGCAGCGCAGACUGUGUGGGCGCAUGGAAAUGCAGGGAGAAGUUCUCAGCCCAUUUGAAUCCUGAGGCUGAGUUGCUGUUCAGUAGUCUCUUGCUUCGCACCAACCGCAAGAGUGGCGAAAGCUGGUCCCAGAGACGACGCCUGCUGGGUCACAUGUUGCAGACUGCACAGGAGGAGGAGAGACAAAGAUUGCUCUCGGAGGAGCUGGUUCUGCUGGAAGAGCUGGCAAAGAGGUAUGACCAUCACUACUAUGCCUGGAAUCACUGGGCAUGGCUGGAUCGGCAGUCGCUGGAACAUGCUCCAAAGACUGGGGCGCUGUUGCAGAUGGACUUCCCAAAACUGGCGUUUGCCACUCCGUCACACUAUGGGCUUUUCCAUCACAGGUUGGUGCGUUUGCAGCGACAAAUGGCAGGUCAAGCUUCGGAGGCCUCCAAGUCGCGCAUGGAGCUCGAAGGGUUGCCUGCUGCAGCGGCUUUCACGGAAGAGUGGAACUUGGCUUUGAAGCUCCUGAAGACCUUCCCACAUUUAGAGGCACCUUGGGCCUUUCGUGCCCAGCUCUUUGCUCUUCUGAUGGAGGCCUUGGACCAUGGGGCAGAAGCUGAAACCCAGAUGCAAAAAGUGGGCACGCUCUGGAAAGCAGAAGUGGAGCACGCGAAAAGGCACACCGAAGAAGAGGAGUCUCGGAGGUGGGCCCUGCAGUUUCAAGUGCAUCUCCUGCAGGAGUUGGGUUUCUACCUCCUUGAAGCGAUCGAUGACACCCAGGCCACUUCUUCGACCUUGCGAAGAGAUGCCCAAACCUCCCUGGAUGAGCUGAAGAGUGUGGAGGCAGCCUCCCCAGCUGUCUUGAAGAACAUCGCAAGAGAUCUGGAAGAAUGCAACCAGGGAUAUUCCUUGCUUCAAAAGCAGCGGCCAACAGGGCUGGGACCACCGAUCUUGAGGGAUUUUGGUCGGUUUCGCAGCGAUUUCCAGCGAUUUCCCCCGCUGUCAUGGCGUUGGCACAGAAUCUUGAGGCCUCAGUUGGAAGAGGCCGUUCUCCUAGUUUGGCGUGACGAGGGCCGACGUUCAGCCAACGCAAGCCUGCGCAUGCAUCGCAAGGAUCCCAAAUUCGAAGUUGUGAGGAUCGGCAACUCCUACUACAGGAAGCUUGUUGUCGAUGAGAACCUCAAGUUCAAAUGCGAAGAGAAUCGCAGAUACUACGAGGAAGAGGAGGAAGACGAGGAGGGCGAGUUGGAUGAUCAGCUCGCGUACGAGGGCGACGAGUGGGUCUUCCGGAUGGAGAUGCCGGCGAUCUUCCACAAGUUCAUCGUGGGAUCCAGAGCCAGGAAUAAGCAAAAGCUGGAGAUGGAGUCGGGCUGCAAGAUCGUGGUGCCCAAACGGGAGGAGCUGGAAGAUGCAGUUUACCUCCGGGCACGACAAAAGCAGCAGAUCUACAGCUGCAAGGCUCUUAUUGAGCUGUUGUGCGAAAAGGAGGAAGCCAAGUUGGAGUACACGCACUUCAUCUCGGUGCCCUUGGCGCACGACGACAAGUUCCGGCAGUUGGUGGAUCAGUUUCGAGAGGAUGUGGUGUUGCAGCGCUUCACGGGUAUCGAUGCCUCAAUCUUCAUGCCCUCCAGGCGGAUGCACUUCACCCUGUGCAUGCUGAAGCUCCACUCGCAUGCACAAGUGGAAGAGAUGAAAGAGGCUCUGAAUGAUUUGUCGGCCCGCCUGUCCGCCACCUCAGACUAUGGGCGGCCGGUCGCGGCCCACAUGAGGGGCUUGCACAUCAUGACCGAUGACCCCACCAGCGUCGGUGUAGUCUACACCACUGAUCGAUCCAGUGCUUUGCAAAAUCGCUUGAAUGCGCUGGCAGACAACAUGUUCGAACUCUUCCAGGCGCGAAACUUGGUCUCCUCGCAGAGUCUCAACUCGCAACGCGUCCUGUCCUCCGAUGGCCAACAUGCGGAGGUCAAGCUGCACGCCACGUUGAUGAAUACCAAGUAUGCGCGGUCCCGCUUCGAGGAGCGGUCCAGUGAACGCGAAACCUUUGACGCGAGUGUCUUGAUGGAGCGCUUUGGACAGACCCUUUGGCUCAAGUCGAUGUCAGUUGACGCAUCCUCCAAAGAAGCUGGUGGCUUUCCCACUGCGAGGAUGAAGUUUCGGCCUUGCAUUGACAUCCACGCGGGACAGGUGAAGCAAAUCGUGGGUGGGACCUUGAAAGAGGAUUCAGAUUCAUUGAUUACAAACUUUGAAGCAAACCAGCCAUCAAGUUACUUUUCUGAGCUCUAUCGCAAGGACGGUCUAGGUGGUGGCCAUGCCAUCAUGUUGGGUGCGAACGCCGAAAACCGGGCGACAGCACUCGAAGCGGUGAAAGCUUAUCCUGGAGGUCUGCAGGUUGGGGGUGGCAUCAACACCGAGAACGCUUUGGAGUUCCUUGAAGCUGGUGCCAGUCACGUGAUUGUGACAUCCUUCGUUUUCCAUGACGGGAAGAUGAAUCAAGAGCGGCUCGCAGCAAUGGUUGACCUGGUGGGAAAGAGCCGCUUGGUCCUGGACCUGAGCUGCCGGCGCGCGGCCGGCGAGGGCCGUCCCGUCUACAAAGUGGUCACUGACCGGUGGCAAAAGUGGACGGAUCUGGAGGUCAACGAGGAGACCCUGAAGGAACUGGCCCAACAUUGCGACGAAUUCCUGGUCCAUGCUGUUGACGUGGAGGGCAAGAUGAGCGGCAUUGAGGAGCCGUUGGUGGAGGUUUUGGCUACAUCUCCCAUCCCAGUGACGUACGCCGGCGGCAUUCGGUCGCUGGAGGAUAUGGAAAGAAUACGCACCUUAGGCUCUGGCCGGGUGGAUGCCACUAUCGGCAGUGCGUUGGACAUCUUCGGUGGGAAGCUCUUGUACGACGAUGUGGUGAAAUGGCACUACAAAGAGCAAGAGAGCGAUCCUCGCGAAUCUGCGAAGUGA